Phytomonas sp. EM1 is the source of this 984-nucleotide messenger RNA. Lineage: Eukaryota; Euglenozoa; Kinetoplastea; Trypanosomatida; Trypanosomatidae. The record is from the annotation of a GenBank genome assembly.
AUGUUCCGCUUCUCGAUGGACGGCCUCUCGCUCAACCGCCACGAGAAGGACCGCUUGCGGGAGGGCUUCCUGGCGGAGCGGAUGCGGCCGGAGUGGGGCCCUCGUCUGAUCGUCAUCCGCCCGGAUGGCCCGCGGGUGGCCGUGGACGCCGCCCGAUACCCCUUGGAUCUCACGGAUUGUUGGCAUCGCCCGCUCGAUCUCGCCGCGGUGCGGGAUCCCGCGCGGGUUUUUUUCCUCGGCUCCGACGUGGAGGCCCCGCGUCGGGGGUUCUUCGCGACGGACGCCGCCAACCUCAUCGCCGGGGCCCUCCCUGGGCUCGCCUGGGUGGCGGUGAAGGGGCCGCUGCUCGCGGGGCUGCCGGAGAAGGCGCUGGCGGUUUUGGGGCUCGCCCUCGCGGGGGUGGGGUGGCACCUCACGCAGGGCUUUUGCGGGAAAUGCGGGGGGGUCACGAGCGCCCAGCAGGAUGGCGGCCUCAGCCGUCGUUGCGCGCGUUGCCGCCGGCAGAUUUUCCCGCAAAUCACCCCUGCCGUCCUCGUGGCGGUGCUCGACGGGCGGGGCCGCGUGCUCCUCUCGCAGCGGCAUCGCGGCAGCCCCGUGCUGACGAUCCUUUCGGGUUUCAUCCUGCAAGGUGAGACCGCCGAGGCCGCCGCGCGGCGCGAGGUCGAGGAGGAAACCGGCGUGCGCAUCGACAAGAUGCAUUACGUCGGCUCCCAGACGUGGCCUUUCCCGAAUCUGUUGAUGCUGUGCUACUACGCGGUCGUGCAGGAGUACGACCGGGAUAAGGCGCUCGUCGUGGAGGCCGACGAGCUCAUCAAGGUGGAGUGGGUUCACAAAGAGGAAGUGCGGAAGGCUCUCGCGGGGAGCCACCCUUCCAUCGCGUGCCCACCAUACUGGACGGCGGGAAACCAAAUGUUAAGGGAGUGGGUUAAUGGCGUGGUCAAUGAUAAGGGUGAGGUGAUGGGGAACCCACAGGCCAAGGUAUAG